Molecule: messenger RNA, 3594 nt
Organism: Passer montanus (Eurasian tree sparrow)
Lineage: Eukaryota; Metazoa; Chordata; Aves; Passeriformes; Passeridae
Gene: MTARC2
Product: mitochondrial amidoxime reducing component 2
Exons: 7
Coding region: 235-1224 (329 amino acids)
Biological process (GO): nitrate metabolic process
Cellular component (GO): mitochondrial inner membrane
Molecular function (GO): molybdenum ion binding; molybdopterin cofactor binding; pyridoxal phosphate binding
Source: RefSeq, a predicted model, not a curated record
CGGUACUUUGCCAAGCCGGGCGCUCAGCCGUGUAUUUUCCCCGCUGCGCCGCCCCCUUUCUCGCACAGAAGGUCGCGGCUCCGCGCUGCGCCCGACCUGCAGCAGCGCCGGGGCGGGUGGCAGCCCCCGCUGGCCAGAGCCGGGGCCGGGGCCGGGGCCGUGUGAGGGGCCCGGGCUGGGCCGCCCCCGUUCCCGUCCACGGCCGCUUCGGGCGCGCAGCGGGGCCGAGUCUCCAUGAGCGGCCUGUGGGGCGCAGCAGGCCCGGCGCGGCAGGGCUGGCUCUGGGGGGCGGCGGCGCUGCUGGCGCUGGGCGCCCUGCUCGGGGCCUGGCGCUGGGCCGUCCCGCGCCGCCACCGCCGCCUGCAGCGGGUCGGGACGGUGCUCAGACUCUUCGUGUACCCGGUGAAGUCGUGCCGGGGGGUGUCGGUGCGGCGGGCGCAGGUGACGCCGAUGGGCCUUCGCAGCGGGGAGCUGCGGGACAGGUUCUGGCUCGUGAUCAGGGAGGACGGGCACAUGGUGACAGCUCGCCAGGAGCCGCGGCUCGUCCUUAUUUCUACCAACUGUGAAAACGGGAACUUGAUCUUGGAGGCCGGGGACAUGGAGAAGAUAAGCGUGCCCGUAAAGCUCUCCAAGAAAAAUCCCGUCCGCAACUGCAGGGUGUUUGGACAGGAUAUCCAAGGCAGAGACUGUGGUGAUGAAGUGGCUCAGUGGAUCACCACCUUCCUGAACUCAGAGCCCUGUCGACUGGUGCACUUUGAGCCCUCCAUGGUGCCAAGAAAGUCAAAGGACACAAUAGCCCUUUUCCGAAACACAGAUGAGGUUGCCUAUCCUGACUGCAGCCCAGUCUUGAUCAUCUCUGAAGCUUCAAUGGACGAUCUAAAUACCAGGCUGGAGAAGAAAGCUAAGAUACAGAACUUCAGGCCAAAUGUUUUUGUAACAGACUGCAGUGCUUUUGAGGAGGACACCUGGGAGGAUAUUCUUAUUGGUGAUGUGGAGAUGAAAGGGACUGUGUGUUGUGGCAGGUGUAUUUUAACAACUGUUAAUCCAGACACUGGGGUCAUCGACAGGAAGGAGCCCUUGGAAACAUUGAAAAGUUAUCGCUUAUGUGACCCAUCUGAGAAACACAUUUACAAAACCAGCCCUCUCUUUGGGAAAUACUUUGCUGUUGACAAAACUGGAAUGAUUCAAGUUGGAGACCCUGUGUACAAAGUGAUCUGGGAAUGAAGGAGACUUUGAUCAGAAGAUGCUUCUUCACUUUGAUAUGCAGAUUGUUUUUCCAUGUACACAGUCACCAGCAUAACUUUUUCUUCUUCCUUGCAAUAUUUCUUGUGCUUUUUAAGGUGCAGGAGGUUCUUGAUGCUGUGGAGUAAUGUAAUCUUGUGGCAUACCUGUAGUAACUACAUCUUUAGUUUUCCUGGAGACUGUGGUAGAAGAAACUGAUCCAUGACGGACUUCACAGCACUACUGUGAGCAUCACACCUCCUAAAAUUUUGUGUCAACUGCAAUAUUGGAAUCCAAAUUUGUGUACAAGAGUUUGCAUCAAAUGUUAGAUACAUUUGGUGCCUAUAAAGAACCACAAAAACAGUCAUGCCAAGAACAAAUUGUAUUUGUCACAGAGCUGCCUUUACAAGUAAUCCUGGAAUGCAGAUGGCAGGGCUCUGCUUCCCUCCUUUGGUCGUCAUCAUCUUGCCCUGUCUUUGUCCAGAGGUAGUUUUUAGCAGUGUUUCUUUCCUUGCAAUUGUUUCUUGAAGAUGGCUAGUGUCUCAUGAGACUGGAGCAAUAUCAGAAGGAGGAUUGUGAGCUGACUAAAUAGUCAGGUCUAGAGGUGGGGGUGCCAGGUAAUGAUGUAUAAGGCUUGUUUAGUUUGUGACUUUGCUUAACAGUUUGAACUGUCAAUUUUUUAUCCUGUUAACAAUACCGUAGCAGUGAGGCUAUAGAGCAGUGAUGCCUUUGCUAACAUAACAGUAGAAUUUCCAGUUUGACUAAAAGUUCACUGUGUCAGAGAUUUCAUGGGCAUUGGAGGGAAAGAAAAGCUGUAGGGAGUGAUCUGAUGUUGAGCCUACUCUGUUCAAGCUGCUGUCCAGGCCAAUAUUGUAGGGCUCAUGCACAGCUCCUCUCUGGCUCAGUGAAUCCCUUUAUGUGGACAGUUAGGCUGCUAAGCAGAUGUUUGGGAAGCUGCAGUUUGAGCAUGUUAAUGCCCUUACUGGUUCUGGAUUUAAAUCUCUGGUUGUCCCCAGUCCAGCUCCAAUCUAACCAAAAUGUCAGCUGUUUGUAGGAAGCCGAUAAUUAUAUUUUCUACUGCAUAAAACAAAUAAGGGAGAAAACUAGUUGAAUUACAGCAAUGUUAUCUUUUCUUUAAAUGUUACAUGAUUUUUUUUCUAAAUAGCCUCCAGGACAAAAGCCAGCCAUCUUUCGAAUGCUUGUCUACUUGUUUCUUUUUUAUGGAUUACCAUAUUUGAAAAGAGUGUUGCCCUAGCCUAAAAGUGGAGUCAAAUUAAGUGUAAAGAAGGACAAAUAUGAUGCUAUCUGAUGUUUAGAUUCUUCAUUUUCUGUUGUAAGUAUGAAAAGGGAAUUUCAGUGCAUGUUCACAACUCAGACCGUAAAAUGAAGAGCUGUUGAGCCUUGAGAUAGUGCAGGUGGAUGGAUGUACGUGGCAAGCCUGAAGCAGUCAUGUCAGAGAGAUAGUUUUCUAUUAUUUGUGAACUCAGAGUUGCUCUGAAUGCCAUUUUGUCAGCAGAGGUGCUCUGUAAGUGUUAAGUUUUCCUGGGACAGACAGGUGUCCAGUUUAAAGUGCAUGUUGCAUAUUUGUGUAUUGUUAUGCCUGAUGCAGCAGCUAGUGGGAAGAAGUGAGAGAAACAGCAUCUUUUAAAAAGAAAAAGAAUUCAGAGGUUCACUCUUAAAAAGCACGUGUUGGAAGUGCUUAGUGUUAGAAGCUGAAAGCUUGUGGAAUUCCUAAUAGAAUCAUUAAGCACAGGCAGCCUGCUGGCCUACCAAAGCAAUUAGUGAAGAGUGUGUCUCUUCAAUGAGUCACAUAAGUGGAAGGAAAAAGAGCUGAUUUUUUUGCUUCUGUUUUUCCACUGUUGUUCUAGCAGCACAUCAUCAUUUACAUAACACAAAUUGUGUGGUAUAGAUUCCAUUGCCCCUCAUUAGGCUGCUGUCAAUUGGGCUGAUUUGGAAAUGGGGCUGUCUUUGCAAGAAGAAACUGCCAUCUGCAUCCCUGUUUGGGAGAAGCCAUAGAUCUAAACUCCUCAUUUACUCCUGUUAAGCCUCUUAGCAGAAAAUGGCUGGAAUCCUAAAACUGGUCUGCAUCAUAGUGCAACAUGCUUCACAGAUUACACUUAAAUCAAUUAUGUUGCCAUUUUGUGAAGCUGUAAGCAUGAGUUAGAAUAUUGCACUGUAGAUGUCUUUGUAUGACUGUUGAUUUGCUGUAACUCUAGGAAUUGUUUGAUUUUGUUUAAGCAAUUUAGAAAAUUGACUGAAAAUGUGUCAAUCAUAAGCCACUGUUUUUUAAAUUGUGUACUUGAACAAUUGUUAAUUUUUUUUAACUCUAGAAGAAGAAAACAAAAAUAUAAACUUCUAAUGAAUCCAACUUUC